This is a messenger RNA of Penicillium oxalicum, 1224 nucleotides long. RefSeq names its product TOR signaling pathway phosphatase SitA (gene sitA). Gene Ontology annotation, biological process: peptidyl-serine dephosphorylation; G1/S transition of mitotic cell cycle. Lineage: Eukaryota; Fungi; Ascomycota; Eurotiomycetes; Eurotiales; Aspergillaceae. The transcript is spliced from 4 exons. The coding region runs from base 1 to 1224 and encodes 407 amino acids. Gene Ontology annotation, molecular function: protein serine/threonine phosphatase activity. Gene Ontology annotation, cellular component: cytoplasm. The record is from RefSeq and is a predicted model, not a curated record.
AUGACCGACAGUAAGGUCCCUCAACCGGGACCCGCCAAGUUGAAGCGCAAUGCUGGCCCUGACGAGUGGCUGGAGGCCGCCAAGGACUGCAAGUAUCUCUCCGAGGCUCAUAUGAAGCAACUGUGUGAAAUGGUCAAGGAGUUUAUGAUGGAAGAAACUGAUCAGUCUUGCGUUCCCUCGUCAAAAGAGUCCAACAUUCAACCUGUAUCCACCCCCGUCACGAUCUGCGGUGAUAUCCACGGCCAAUUUUACGACCUGCUCGAACUCUUCCGCGUGUCGGGCGGCAUGCCUGAUGGCUCUGCGCUGGACGCUCCCAAAUCCUCCUCCUCCGUUAUCACAUCGGCCGAUAUCGAGCCACCCACCACUAUCACCGAUCCAAAGCUCCGGAAGAAGUUGCGUGGGCCUAGUGCCAAGGUCAAGGCAGACGGGGAUGAGGAGACCGGAGAAGACACUGAAGGAAAUGCCGCUUCGCACAGCCGCUCCAACAGCCAAACAUCGGCCGAUUUGCAGCUCAAGAGCAACUUUGUGUUCUUGGGUGAUUAUGUUGAUCGCGGAUAUUUCAGUCUGGAGACUCUAACGCUAUUACUCUGUCUGAAGGCCAAGUACCCCGACCGAGUGACGUUAGUCCGCGGUAACCACGAGUCACGCCAGAUCACACAAGUCUACGGUUUCUACGAGGAAUGUUUUCAAAAGUACGGCAGCGCCUCGGUGUGGAAGGCUUGUUGCCAGGUCUUCGAUUUCAUGACGCUGGGCGCCAUCAUCGACGGCAAGGUGCUCUGUGUUCACGGUGGACUCAGUCCCGAAAUCCGAACGCUGGACCAAGUGCGGGUUGUUGCCCGUGCGCAGGAGAUUCCUCACGAGGGUGCCUUUUGUGAUUUGGUCUGGUCCGAUCCCGACGACGUGGAGACGUGGGCAGUGAGCCCCCGUGGUGCAGGUUGGCUCUUUGGCGAUCGCGUGGCGGACGAAUUCUGCCACGUCAACGAUCUCACCCUGAUUGCACGCGCCCAUCAACUGGUGAACGAGGGUUACAAAUACCACUUCAAUAAUCAGAAUGUGGUGACUGUGUGGAGUGCCCCCAAUUAUUGUUAUCGCUGCGGCAACUUGGCCUCGGUGUGCGAGAUUGGGGAGGACUUGAAACCCUCCUUCAAACUGUUCAGUGCUGUGAGCGAUGAUCAACGACACAUGCCCGCCUCGCGGCCGGGCCGCAGCGAAUAUUUCUUGUAA